Lodderomyces jiufengensis is the source of this 1650-nucleotide messenger RNA. RefSeq lists its product as uncharacterized. The coding region runs from base 1 to 1650 and encodes 549 amino acids. Gene Ontology annotation, biological process: transmembrane transport. The transcript has a single exon. Gene Ontology annotation, molecular function: transmembrane transporter activity. The record is from RefSeq and is a predicted model, not a curated record. Gene Ontology annotation, cellular component: fungal-type vacuole. Lineage: Eukaryota; Fungi; Ascomycota; Pichiomycetes; Serinales; Debaryomycetaceae.
AUGGGUAAAAAAGACGAAAAUUUUUCAAUCGAGAACUAUGAAUUUUUGCCAGGUACCGUUCAUUUAAUUGAUGUUGGUCAAAGUUUGAAUGUUAAAAAAGAAGGAGAUGGUGAUAUUAUUUUACAUCCUCAACCAACAAAUAAUCCAAAUGAUCCUUUGACUUGGUCAAAAAAGAAAAGAGCAGUUCAAUUUGGUAUUAUUUGGUUUUGGGGUUUUAUGGUUGCUGGAUCUUUUAAUUUUAUGGGUCCACUUUUCGCAGAUUGGAUGGCAGAGUUUAAUGUUCAAUUAACUGAAUUAUUAAUUGGUUCAGCAUUAGGUUUUUUGUUUUUAGGUGUUGGUGUUACUUUAAUUCAACCAACUGGUUUAAAAUUAGGUAAACAACUUGUUUAUAAUCUUGGUACCAUAUUAUCAAUUAUUGCUUGUGCAUUUGGUUCACAAACUAAAAGUAUUGGUUAUUUCUAUGCUUACAAAAUUGCAAUUGGUCUUGCUGCAUCACCAGUUGAUUCAUUAGUUGAAAUCUCAUCAACUGAUAUGUUUUUCCAACAUGAAAGAUCUACUGCUAUUUCUUGGUUAGUCAUGGCUUUAUACGGUGGUUCUGAUUUAUUCCCAGUUGCUUGUGGUUAUAUUGCAGCAUCAAUGCAUUGGAGUUGGACUUAUUAUGUACAAAUUAUUAUUUAUGUUCCAUUAUUAAUCGUUCAAAUUUUAUUUGUGGAAGAUACUACUUUUAGACGUGGUGGUAAAAAACAUGAUGAAGAUACAUUAGAAGAAGGUAUAUUGAAACAAAUUAAAUCAAGUGAAAGUAAUAAAAAUCUUGGAACUGUUGAAGAAGCUAAAGAAGAAGGAGAAGUUGAAGUUGAAUCAACUAAUAGUGCUGACAUUCCAGAAAAAACUUACUGGCAAAAAAGAAAUUGGAUUCAUCGUGAAGAAAAUGAUACCAGAAGUUGGUUCCAAAUUUUCCUCAGGCCAUUUACUUUAAUUACUUUCCCAGCUGUCGUUUGGGGUGGUAUUAUUUAUGGUGGUCAAAUGUGUUGGAUUUCUUUGAUUGUAAACUUACAAUCUGCUAUUUAUUCAGCUCCUCCUUAUAAUUUCAGUGUUGAUAUAGUUGGUUUGACUACUUUAGGUAUGUUCUUCGGAAAUGUCGUUGGUAUGUUCUAUGGUGGUCCAUUUGUUGAUUGGUUAGCGGUCAAAUUAGCUAGAAGAAACCAUGGUGUUUUAGAACCUGAACAUAGAUUGCACGCUAUGUUAGUACCAACUAUUUUAAACGCUAUUGGGGUCUUAGCCUUUGGAUUAGGAGCCUAUUACAAAUUACAUUUCACUGUCUCCGUUGUUAUCGGAAUGGGUUUUAUGGGAUUUGCUAUGACUUCUUCUGGUGCUAUUGGUCUUGUCUACGCAGUUGAUUGUUACGGUAAAUUAGGAAGUGAAUGUAUUGUAUUGAUGUUGUUUAUUAGAAAUAUGAUUGGUAUGGCUUUUACUUUCGGAAUUGCUCCAUGGAUGGAAGCACAAGGUACUCUUAAGACUACUUGGGUUAUGUUCAUGCUUUCAGUUCUUAUCAAUGGUUCUUACCUUGCUUUCAUUUUCUGGGGUAAAACUUUCAGAAGAUCUACUAAAGAUAGAUAUGAAAGAAUGACUGUUGGUUUAAUUGCUCAUUAG